AUCGGCUUAACAUUACGACCCGUGCGAUAGCACGGGUAUAGCUAGUUGUAUAGAAAAUUAAACUGAUAAAGAAAAGCUUCGACCAGUGACCACCACCACUCGCCUCUCACCACCGUCCGCCACCUAUCUCUCUCUCUCUGCUCGACCGCACCACCUUUCUCUCUCUCUCUGCUCAGCCGAAAAGCUCUUUCACCGGAAAAUCCAGUCGCCGCCACUGGCCACCAUCACAUAAGCUUUCUCUAUCUCCUUCUCCCUUUUGUCUCUCACUGUCUCCGACAGACAGCCAUGUUUUUGGCAAGAGCAUUUGGACGAACAUUCUUUGCUGCUGCUGCCAGAUCAAAACAUUAUUCCGCUACAGCUGGUGCUACUAGAAACCCUCUUCAGGAGUUCUUUGAGGGUGAUAGGGACCUUGAUAAUGAGAAACCAGUUGUCUAUGGUCGGAGUUGGAAGGCUUCUGAAUUGCGUCUGAAAUCUUGGGAUGACCUUCAAAAGUUGUGGUACGUGUUGUUAAAGGAAAAGAACAUGUUGAUGACUCAACGUCAAAUGCUUCAUGCUCAGAACUUGCGUUUUCCUAACCCAGAGCGCUUACCGAAGGUGAGAAAGUCAAUGUGCCGCAUCAAGCACGUGCUUACUGAGAGAGCAAUUGAUGAACCAGAUCCUAGGAGGUCUGCGGAGAUGAAGAAAAUGAUAAAUACUCUUUGAUGACUUAACUGAUAUGUUUCCGUUGCAUUGUUGGGUAUGCCCUAAGAAUAGGACAUCUACUUUCAUGGAUGUUAGAAAAUUGCUGACCAAGGCACUGUGUUCAAAUACAUGAUUUAUUUAAGUUUUGCCUGUUUAGAUUUCUAAAUUUGUUUUGUUUGCCCUGAGAGUCAAUCUUAGCUGAAAUAUUUACUGUUCCCAGCCAACAGCAAUAAUGUUUUUACCACGAACAUUACCAUUGUGAUAAAUUGAACCCCAUCUGCAGAAUGUUCACCAGCAUAACAUUAACUUAAA
Trifolium pratense (red clover) is the source of this 993-nucleotide messenger RNA. RefSeq names its product 39S ribosomal protein L47, mitochondrial-like. Gene Ontology annotation, cellular component: mitochondrial large ribosomal subunit; mitochondrial ribosome. Lineage: Eukaryota; Viridiplantae; Streptophyta; Magnoliopsida; Fabales; Fabaceae. The coding region runs from base 286 to 702 and encodes 138 amino acids. The transcript has 4 exons. Gene Ontology annotation, biological process: mitochondrial translation. Gene Ontology annotation, molecular function: structural constituent of ribosome. The record is from RefSeq and is a predicted model, not a curated record.